AUCUCGCCCUUCUGAAGAACUCUCAUCACUCUACGCCCAAGAAGUAAACAAUUGCUUCUCUCUCAUCGGCCUUCGCCGUCUCUUUAAUCAAUCAUCAAAAUCAAUGAAAGCAAUCACUUCCUAAGUUUUUUCCCAAUUGAUUUGCUGCCGUAGAAUCUCUCUCUCUCUCUCUCUCUCUCUCUCUCUCUCUCUCUCUCUCUCUCUCUCUCUCCAAUCAUCGUCUCCACAUGGCAAUGGCCAGCAGUGGUCAAGAAGAAGACGUGAACCAGUUAGCAGCUGAGCUGAGCAAAACCCUAAAAGACGGGGAGAGGAUACUGGCGCCAACGCGGAGGCCGGAUGGAUCCCUCAGGAAGCCCAUCCGAAUUAGGGCUGGUUACGUCCCUCAGGAUGAAGUCGCCAAGUACCAGUCGAAGGGUGCCCUGUGGAAGAAAGAGAUGCAGUCGUUGCAGGAGGUUCCGCCGGGUUACGAUCUGGAUUCGGAACUGAAGCCCAAGACCAAAGCUGCUAAGAGGAACGAAAGAAAAAAGGAGAAGCGACAGCAGGCUGCUCUUGAUAAGGGUAAGAACUCGGACAAAAAUGAAGAUUCAGCUGAAGAUGCUAGUCAGGGGUCGGAACCAGUUGAUUCAGUUGUGUCUCAGAUGAAUGGCCUUGCUAUUUCUUCAAAUUCUGCUGUGGUUACACCUCCAUUAGACGUAACAGAAAGUUCAACUCCUUCAGAUCAUAUUUCAGAUAUUGAUAAAAGAAUUAGAGCUCUUAAAAAGAAGAUAAGGCUGUCGGAAGCUCAACAGCAGAAAACAAUACAGCAAGAAAUGAAGCCAGAACAAAUGGAGAAGAUGACCAAAUUGGAAGGUUGGCGCAACGAACUGAAGCUCUUGGAAGAUAGAAAAGCUGAGCUAUUGACGUCGUAGAUUGAGGUUUAUUGUAGGGUUAAACAACCAUGUAGCUUCUAAUUAUUGUUGUUUGAUGGAUUAGCAAACAACACAUUUUCGAGCAGAUUUUGCAUUGGCAUUCCUGCUAUGAGGGAACCUCUUUAGUUUGUAAGACCCAUUAGCUCCUACAGUUAGCUUAUGAGGGAACCUCUUUAGUGAGCACAAAGAACUUAUUCAAAUACUCAUUUCAGGUGAUUGCUGCUAAA
Rhododendron vialii is the source of this 1135-nucleotide messenger RNA. Its product is annotated as partner of Y14 and mago. The transcript is spliced from 4 exons. Bases 228 to 908 code for a protein of 226 amino acids. The record is from RefSeq and is a predicted model, not a curated record. Gene Ontology annotation, cellular component: exon-exon junction complex; cytoplasm. Gene Ontology annotation, molecular function: RNA binding. Lineage: Eukaryota; Viridiplantae; Streptophyta; Magnoliopsida; Ericales; Ericaceae. Gene Ontology annotation, biological process: exon-exon junction complex disassembly.